UACAACAUUUAUUAAUUAAUACUUAAUAUUGAUUCAUCAUAUCUCUUUUUCGCUAUAAUAGUUACGUACAAUUUUGUUUCUGAAAGAAAAUUGUAAUUUGUAUAAUUCAGUGCUCAAAUGAAUUAAACUUUUUUGUGCAAGAUGGGGAAAAAGAGAAAUAUUCAACCACCACCUGUACCAGUACCUGGUCGUGUAAAGAUAGAAAUAAAAGAUGAAUUAGGAGAUAAUGAUGUACUUGUUGCAAGAGAUCGUUUAAAAGGUGCUCUGAGAGAAUUACUACAACAUAGUGAUACAGGAUCAUCAGCAGAUUCAAGUGAAGAAAGUUCUGCGCAAGAUUAUAAACAUUCAAUGAAAAAAAUUGAUAUGUACAGAUCAAAAUCAAUGGGUUUUCAACAACCACGUAAAGUUAGACGCCGUAGACAAGUGCAAAUGGAUACUGCAUUUCAUCAUACUUAUGUAAUGAAAUUAUUUGAUAGAAGUGUUGAUUUAGCUCAGUUUCAAGAAGAUACACCACUUUACCCCAUAUGUAGAGCAUGGAUGGCUAAUCAACCAAGAAAUCCUAAUCUUGUACCAAAAGUACGCAGUCCAAGUCCAGAAAUAGUGAAUGAAGUGAAUAUAAGUAAUAAUAUAUUGGAUAGUAAUGGGGAAGUUCGUGAUGUUUAUUACUUGCCACCUCCACUACCUUGUGAAGAAGCUAUACCUAGAAAUCGUAUACCUUCACCAAUACCUAGAGAAAAAGAAGAAUUGAUUUUAGAUUAUGACGGACAAACCCUAAAAUCACGAGAAAUGUUGUUGAGAGAACAUAGAGUACAUUGGAACACUGUGCGCAAAAAAUGGCAUCAACAAGCACAUAAGAAUGAACUGCGUUUUACGCAAGGUGCAAAUAUAUUAAAUACUAUAUUUAAGAGGGCACAAUCAGAAUUUGAGUAACCCAUUAUCUGGUAGAUUGAUUACUAUCACCCAUUGGAAAUGAUUUCACGCAUGACAGCCACAUGAUGCUUGCGCAGCUGGAAGAUUUCACGUAGUUGUGGAAGUAUAAUUUGAUCAAAUUUUUUAAUAAGUAUUGCACGUUCACUUGUCUGUAAGAGAUAACUCAAGCACUUGUCGAAACGUUUCUUCUUCUAACAAUCGACGUUGUUCUUCUUCCAAUUGUUGUAGUUCCGAAAGUCUUAAUGCCAGUCUUAAUUGUUCCGCCGUGUCUUCGAGCGAGUCAGCAUUUUCUAUGUCACUUGUUUUAUCCAAGUUACUCCGACCGCUCGCACACCCAGCAGUACUGUCUUGACACAGUGCCAGACUUGCCUGAAUCGCUCUGCAUUAAAAAUGAAGUUGAAGAUUUACAAUGACUUAUUAAACAAAUUUCCUAAGAAUAUUAUAUUAUUUUAUGUAAUAUUAAUGAUAUUAUUGCAUUAAACAAAAUUUAUUAUAAUAUUGUUAACAUGUACAAAAGAUAAAACACCAAGAUUAAUUGUAUUUUUCUCUAACAUUUGCUGCAAUUCCCUGAAUUUUCUGCAAAAAUAUUUAUAUAUAUACUUUGUUGUUAAUUUUUUUAUUGUCAAUUCAAAUAUUUAUUAUACAUCUAAUACUGAUAGCAAUCCAUCACCCACCUUUCUGAAUUUGAAUUGUUGCACAAGAACACAUGCAAAAUAAAAUGUUUAAAACUUUUACAAUAAAAGCGAAAUAUCUGAAA
Messenger RNA from Bombus terrestris (buff-tailed bumblebee), 1687 nucleotides. RefSeq names its product protein lin-37 homolog (gene mip40). NCBI's taxonomy places the organism in Eukaryota, Metazoa, Arthropoda, Insecta, Hymenoptera, Apidae. The transcript has 8 exons. Gene Ontology annotation, biological process: negative regulation of transcription by RNA polymerase II. Gene Ontology annotation, cellular component: Myb complex; transcription repressor complex. The record is from RefSeq and is a predicted model, not a curated record. The coding region runs from base 142 to 930 and encodes 262 amino acids.